Larimichthys crocea (large yellow croaker) is the source of this 3756-nucleotide messenger RNA. It is a transcript of the gene fibinb, whose product is annotated as fin bud initiation factor b. The record is from RefSeq and is a predicted model, not a curated record. The transcript has 2 exons. Lineage: Eukaryota; Metazoa; Chordata; Actinopteri; Sciaenidae. The coding region runs from base 624 to 1250 and encodes 208 amino acids.
UGCACACUUUGAUUCAGUGCAGCUUCAGCCAUCUUUUUCCUGCUCUGCUUGCUUGUUUCUUGUCACGGUUAUAAAUGAACACAAACUCUGGUCUUUCCCGGUUUAAAAGUGAGGUGCUCUAACAGCUCUGGCCGUCCUCCCUCCAGCCUGAAUGCAGCCUUUUAAAUAACAGGAGGGGGGUUUGUAAUUUGAGAGUAGCACAGAGGUAUUAUUAGAAAAAAAAAAAAAACUCUGAAGCGCGCCACUUGAGACAUCCAGAUGUUGCGUUUGAGGCACCGAGUGUAGUCGUGGUGUUACAACCGUUACCACGCUGAAACUUGAACGUCUCAUACAUUGUUUUUCUUUUUCUGUCCACCACCAACAAGUGAUGGAAGAUUGACAGUAAAAAAAAAAAAAAAAGGAAGGAGAAGUUUGGGCUGUUUUUUCCAUUUCUUUUAUGUCUGGACAAAGAGGAUAUUGAGUGGGGGACGUGAACGCUCCAACAAAGCUUGAACUACCUAACUACGCAGUUUGGACGUUAAAACCUGACUGAAAUGUUUCUUGGAGUUAAAUAGUUGAUAUUUUAGCUGAAUUGACGUUUACUUUCUUGAUAAGUGGAGGACAAGUGUGGUUUAGAAAGCAUCAUGGCUUUUCUUCACUUGCUCCUGUGUGCCGGGAUGUUAUUAUCACUGCCGACGUGUGGAGGUUUUUUCGCAGGACCGUUACAUCCGGAGAUGUCUAACGGGACCUUUCAUCAUUACUUCGUGCCGGACGGCGACUACGAGGACAACGACGACCCGGAGAAAUGUCAGAUGCUUUUUAAAAUGAUGGACGAGAGAAAGUGUGGUCUCGACGAGGACCAGGACGCCGUCAUACGGGAUGAUUUCACCAUCAUCAAGAGGCAGAUAGAGGACUCGGCUCGAGUGCUGGAGGGGAUCGGUAAAAGCAUCUCGUACGACCUGGACGGAGAGGACAGCUACGGGAAAUAUUUGCGCAGGGAGACGGCGCAGAUAGGCGAGGCGUUUACAAACUCGGAGAAAUCUCUGCUGGAGCUGGAGGUGAAAUUCAAACAGAGCCAGGAGAGCGAGCUGAAAGAGGAGCACCGGCUCAGCGACGACUUUCUCAACAUGAUAGUGCACACACGGGACGUCCUGAAGGAGACGCUGGACAUUUCUCUGGGACUGAAGGACAAACACGAGCUCCUGUCUCUGAUCAUCCGCAGCCACGGCACAAGGCUGAGCAGACUGAAGAACGAAUACAUGAAGUUCUGAGGGAAAGUAGUCCCUACACGUCUCAUUACAGUACCGAUUUUAUUAUUAUUUUAAUUCUUAUGGUGGAGGGUGAUCAUGAGGCAGAGGCAAGGGGUGACACAUUAGAGCAAUUAUAUCAGGGAUGAAACCAAAACUUUAAUUAAAAACCCACAAUUAUCUCAUAAUCUCAUAACAUCUCAUCUUUUGUUGUUGUUGUUGUUGCUGAAAAUGAAUAAAAACUCAAAGAUAUGAGAGAUAAAAGUUUGGAAACGUUACAGUCGUGUAGCCAUGAAGAUAGUUUUCAAUUCAGUUUUAUUUAUACAGCGCCAAAUCACAUCACACUUUCCAUAUAGACCGUACAAUUCAUAAUAUUAUUUACAGAAAAAAACUGGACAAUUCCAACCAUGAGCAAGCACUUUGCAGCGGUAGCAAGGAAAAAACUCAAGAUUUGGUUGAAUCUGCCCAGGUUUUGUGAUCUCCGAAUCUGGAUUGACUAAAGGGCGGAGAGGAGGCAACUUUCCCACGACCCCCCAUACCCCCAGGGGCCCCCAAAAGUUUCCAUUCAUUCUCUUUAUUUGACUUGGUUAAUUAAUUGCAAAUAAUGUUGGAAAUUUUGCAGGACUAAAGUACAAUCUGAAGCUCAUGGCCCUGUUUUAUAGAGGGGGCAUGUGUCAGAAUCUCUGACAGGGAUAUAUAAAAACCUGGGCAUAUAAAACCAAUUAUAUCAGGGAUGAAACAAAAACUUUAAUUAGAAACCCGCAAUUAUUCAUUUUUAUUUGACAUUUUUUUCUCAUAACAUCCCAUUUUUUGUUGUUCGUUUUUGUUGUUGCUGAAAAUGAAUGAGAAAUUUGGUUGCUCACAACUCAAGAUACAAGACAUAAAAGUUUGGAAACUUUACAGUCGUGUAGCCAUGAAGAUAGUUUUUAAUUCCAUUUUAUUUGUGCAGCGCCAAAUCAUAAAACGUUAUCACGUCACACUUUCCAUAUAGAGCAGGUCUAGGCCGUACAAUUCGUAAUAUUAUUUACAUAAACUCAACAAUUCCAACCAUGAGCAAGCACUUUGCAGCGGUAGCAAGGAAAAACCUCGAGGUUUGGUUGAAUCUCCCAGGUUUUGUGAUAUCCGAAUCUGGAUUGACGAAAGAGCGGAGAGGAGGCAACUUUCCCACGACCCCCAGACCCCCAGGGGCCCCCAAAAGUUCCCAUUCAUUCUCUUUAGGUGACUUGGUUAAUUAAUUGCAAAUAAUGUUGGAAAUUUGCACCAAGCUCAUGGCCCUGUUUUAUAGAGGGGGCAUGUGUCAGAAUCUGUUUUAAGAGUCAAAAAAAAUAAAUCAAAUGACUUCAUCAUAUUGAUGCAAAAGCUCAUAUAAAAAUCCAAUAUUGCCAUAAAGUCUUCCUGCUCAAUGAUUUGCAAUUCACCUAGAGACAUUAAAGAGAUAGAUACCACGGUAUAAAUCUCUAGACAGCUAUAUAUCUGACUGUCAUAUUGCCCGCUCCAUUGUGAUAGUGAAAUGAAAGGUGGUUACAUCACUAUAUUUAAAGAUAGAAAUACAAAUUACGGUAAUAUUUUCUAAUAAAUAAUGUAUGAGCUUUUAUCCAUCCGCCAGUCAAUAAACCUCAAACUGCCUCUUUUCUUGGUAUAUGGUCAUUUUUGGUUAUUGCAUUGAUAGGUUUGUGUGUGUGUGUGUGUGUGUGUGUGUGUGUGGGGUGUGUGUGUGUUUAAAACACGAGUCAGCAAAUCAGAAAAGUUAGAACAGGAACUAUCAGUUUUCAAAACACAAGUACUGUCGUCACAUGAAGGGUUUCCCAAAAACUCAUUCGCUCCUCUAUGAGCACGAAAAAAAAGGGAGUGAGGAGUGAUUUUAGUAGAUCCACUCGAGGAAGGAUAAAUUCAAAUUUUAAUCUUGUGUGUCAGCGUCCACAUUCACUCGUGAAUGCUGUGCGUUUGCUCUGAUUUGAGUGUUGGGAAAACUCUUCACGUAGCCGUUGACAGGGCUGACCUUGGAUGUUGUAGCCUGGUUGAAAGCAUGAGCGACGCUACUCUUCUCUGACGCUCCAGAUGAAUGUUAUACCAAAGAAUGUUUACAUAUGAACACCUAUCUGUUUUAUUAUUAUUAUUAUUAUUAUUGCUUCAUAGGCUAGCACACUUUGCACACUUUUUCUUCACUGUUGUGGUGCUAAAGGUUGUGACAUGGUUUAAGGCCUUUUUCCGCUGUGCUGUCUUGCACAGGCAGUAUAAUCUUGUAAAAUGUACAGUGUAUUAUUAGAGGUAAGUAAAUACUGUGAGUGCCAAUAUCUUUAUUACAGAACACCUUAAUAUGUAUUCAUUGUUUAUAUAAAGUUUUGAAAUAGAGCAGCAUAUAUGUAUUGUUUACCUUUUUAAUUAAAGAUAUGUGGCGAGGUGUAAUACUUUGACGGAUAAGACUGCAGGCAGCACUCAUGGACUUCAAGUGUCAAGCAUAAAUCUGUGUGAUGACAUUCUUAACAGAUUGUGUUGUGUCUUCUCGAAUAAAGAGUUUGUGUUUGGAAUA